GGCCCCCGAAGUGUUUCUGCCCUCUCUCCCUCACAACUCGCUCGCAAGAGAGCCAACGAUCGAGAAGCCCAAAGAGCCAUCCGCGCCCGCACUAAGGAACACAUCGAGCGGUUGGAGCGCGAGUUGAAGGAGCUCAAGAGCAAGCAGAGCCACGACCAGACUGUCCAAGAGCUGCUAUGCCGCAAUAAGGCGCUCGAGGAAGAGCUGAUGCAGCUCAAGGAGAACAUACGAGUGUCAAUGGCUCUGUCGCCUCAGUCCAUACUAGUCUACGACAACAACCUCAGCGCUGGUAGCGAUGCCAUUUCUAGUCCCCGGGGAUCACUAUUCCCUAGUGAUUACAAGACUUUCCCUGACUACAACCAACAUUAUGUCCCUCUACCUCAUAAUUGCGAAUCCUGGGCAAGCACCGUCCCCUACCCUGUCCCCUCCGACUUUUCCAGCCCAGCAUCAUCAGCCGACGACUACAGCGCUAGAUACCCCCCAACCAGCGAGCCCAUCUCGAUUCUCCUCCAAAACAACACCGGCUCCUCAAGCAUCAGCGCUGUGGGCUACAAGGGCGUUAUCAAGAUGGGUUAUAACGUGGCGGACAAUCACGGUACGAUCCCCAAGGAUUUCCUUAGCUCGACGUGA
Molecule: messenger RNA, 630 nt
Organism: Fusarium vanettenii 77-13-4
Lineage: Eukaryota; Fungi; Ascomycota; Sordariomycetes; Hypocreales; Nectriaceae
Exons: 2
Biological process (GO): regulation of DNA-templated transcription
Molecular function (GO): DNA-binding transcription factor activity
Source: RefSeq, a predicted model, not a curated record